AUUUCAUGUGAAUAUUACUUCAUUUUUCUCAACUAUAGAACACUUUGUACAGUUCAGUUAAAAAUUACAUUCCUAUAGAAACAGUGUCGAAUUGUCAAAUAUUCAACAUUCAAGCAGAAUGGAGGAAUCUGAAGACAUGAAAUCCGAAGAAACGAAACCUGAACUUCUCGAACAAGGUGAACAUAAAGAGCAAGAUCCAGACGAUGGUGAAGAUAAAGAACAAGGUCCGGAAGAAAGUGAACCUGACAGGAAACUUAGCGAGGGUGUCGACUCCAUUAUAUACCAUCCAGAAGAUGAAAACAAAGAUGUCGAAGAGGACUCUGAAUUUUUCGCGGAGAAAAAAGUUGUUCCACAAAUGGUGACAGGGGAAUACAUGCCCGAACAUGACGACGUUUCCCCGCAGGUAACUUCAAACAACAUUGGAGACGAUACAAUGGAAGAAGAGGACAAAAGGAAACUAGAGACCGCAUCUGAAGGUGGCAUGAGUGGCAAAAUGCGAGUCACCAUUUCAGAAACAAGUGAAAAAAGUAUGGAGAAAGAAAAGGAACAGGUAGCCGAUGGAGAUGAUGAAUCGGAACAGAAAAUGAUUGAGAAGACCGCAGAAUUAGCCGCGGAUGGAAGUGGAAUUGUGCCUAAAGAACGAGUGUCUUAUAUGACCACAGCCACACAAAAAUCCGUAACUAUCUCCGAAACAUCUUCGUUCUCCAAAAAACCAAAACAAAGAAAAAGCACCAAGUCGCAAAUGAGAGAGAGAAGUUUAGUUUAUGAUUUGAAACCGAGAUUUCGAUUGGAAGAAGAAGAUCUACGUCGCCCCAGUGGCGAUUUUGGUUUAGCACCUGAGGUGGAUGCUGUGGACUCCUCAACAAAAUAUUAUGUAUACAUGGACGAUGAAGCAGAAGAGGAAGAGGAUGUAGGAGUCGAAGAAGAGGAGGAAAUUGAACGCAUAGAUAGGGGGCCGUAUUACGUGAAACAUCUCACUCUCAAUAUUGAAAUAAGAAACGAAAAAAUUCGUAGUUGCAUACUGCAAAAAAAAUUAUCGUUAUUUUUUAAACGCAGGAAUAUGGCCCACGUUUUGAGAGAAACAGACCAACAGUACGAUACACAAAUCAAAUAUGGAAAGAAAUUAGAUACAUAUGGGGAAUUGGUUGAAAUUGAUAGAACCCAAAGGAAUGCCAUUGCGCAAGAACUCAAUGUACUGAAAGAGAAACGGGAACAGAAGUUCAAAGAGUUGACCAAGUUAUUCAAUGACAUGCAAGAAAGAGAAAAAGAAAUUGGAAAUGGUCUCAUAAAUAAAAAAACUGGAAACCCUAUACCUGAUAAAGUAAUUGAAAGGCUUAUUCGACGUCAAAAAGUUCAAAUGGAAGAGGUCAGUUCAAUGAGGCUGAAAUACCUGCAAUUAAAAGAGAUGGUUGCAGAAAAGGAAAGUGCUAUAGAGGCCUUGGACAAAAUAGGAGAAGGUCUGCAUCUUAUGGACUAUGAGCAGCUCAAAGUAGAGAAUCGAAGCCACGCAGAUAAAAUUGAAGAAAAAGAAGAGGAACUCACCAGACUAAGAUUCAAGUGUCAAAAUACAAUACAAAUUCUGGCGCAUAUAAGAGAAAAGUCGUCUGCGUUGGAUUCUGAUAUAGACGAUAUCAGAGAAGAUUUGUCUACGACAGAAAUACAAAGUCUGCAG
Molecule: messenger RNA, 1672 nt
Organism: Leptinotarsa decemlineata (Colorado potato beetle)
Lineage: Eukaryota; Metazoa; Arthropoda; Insecta; Coleoptera; Chrysomelidae
Biological process (GO): cilium assembly
Cellular component (GO): ciliary basal body; axoneme
Source: RefSeq, a predicted model, not a curated record